Molecule: messenger RNA, 1139 nt
Organism: Phascolarctos cinereus (koala)
Lineage: Eukaryota; Metazoa; Chordata; Mammalia; Diprotodontia; Phascolarctidae
Product: olfactory receptor 51G2-like
Biological process (GO): G protein-coupled receptor signaling pathway
Cellular component (GO): plasma membrane
Molecular function (GO): G protein-coupled receptor activity; olfactory receptor activity
Source: RefSeq, a predicted model, not a curated record
GAGAGAAAGAGAGACAUAUAUAUAGAGAUUUGAUGCUAUUGACGAUGAUGAUGGUGAUGAAAGGGAAGGAAUCCAUUCCAGUGAGCAUCAUGUCUGUCUUCAAUUCCUCUGCCCUCUACCCUAGGUUUCUUCUAACAGGUUUCCCAGGGUUUGAGGCCAUGUAUGGUUUGAUCUCCAUCCCCAUCUGCCUGGUCUACAUUAUAUCUAUAGCAGGAAAUACCACCAUUCUCUUUAUCAUUCAGACAGAUCCCUCACUCCACCAGCCCAUGUACUACUUUCUGUCAAUGUUGGCUCUGACAGACCUGGGUCUAUCUAGCACUACAUUGCCUACUAUGCUCAGUGUCUUCUGGUUCCAUGCCCGAGAGAUCCCUUUCAAUGCCUGCUUGAUUCAGAUGUACUUCAUCCAUGUGUUCUCUAUCAUUGAAUCUGCUGUGCUGUUGGCCAUGGCAUUUGAUCGUUUUGUGGCCAUCCGUGAGCCCCUGCGCUAUUCAACCAUCCUUACCAAUGGGGUAAUUAUUGGGAUUGGGCUAACUAUUGCUGGAAGGGCACUGACUUUGGUCUUCCCAGCCUCCUUCCUCUUGAAAAGGUUACAGUACCAACCCAUCAAUGCCCUUUCCUAUUCUUUUUGUCUGCACCAGGACCUCAUUAAGAUGACAGUAUCCAGUCGGAGGAUUAGCAGUAUCUAUGGCCUCAUGGUGGUCAUCUUUUCCAUGGGACUAGACUCAAUAUUGCUUCUUCUGUCCUAUAUACUCAUUCUGGCCACAGUGCUGAGCAUUGCUUCUAAGUCAGAGCGUGUUAAAGCUCUAAACACCUGUAUCUCCCAUAUCUGUGCUGUGCUUACCUUCUACACACCCAUGAUUGGGUUGUCUAUGAUCCGUCGCUAUGGGCAGAAUGCUUCCCCAAUAGUCCAUGUGCUCAUGGCCAAUGUCUAUCUUCUUGUUCCUCCACUCAUGAACCCUAUUGUGUAUAGUGUCAAGACCAAGCAGAUUCGCCUGCGCAUCCUUAAGAAGUUAAAAAAGCAAAAGGGAUAGGGGGACGCACAAAUUCCUUCCUCAAUAAUACUAAUUAUGCUUCACCUUCGUAUAGCAUUUAAUCAUCUCCCAAGUUUGAAAAAGUACAAUAUCAUCAAUAGUGAAUGA